AUGCAGGUGACAUUCUGCAGACUUCGGACUCACCAGUGGUGUUUCAUUCUGUUUAAUGUUAUCCUAUUUCAUGUCUUGUUUUUUGGGGCUGAUUUUGUGGAAGAAUACUUUCUGCAUGCUUUGCCUUAUGUAGAUAUGAAAGUUCUUGAAAUUAAGGAUAAGGCAAGAAAAUUGAACAUGGAGCCCCUAAGAAGUAAUCUUUCCAAAUAUUAUAUCUUGAGCCAGUCGGAGGCAUGUAAAGGGAAGAACAUAUUUUUGCUCUCUCUUAUCUUCAGUAGCCCAGGAAAUCAAACAAGACGGGACCUCAUCAGGAAAACCUGGGGUAAUGUGACCAGUGUCCAAGGGCACCCCAUUCUCACACUGUUUGCUUUGGGAAUGCCUAUUUUAGCAACUACCCAGCAAGAAAUAGACAAAGAGUCCCAUAAGAAUAAUGAUAUAAUCGAAGGAAUCUUUUUGGACAGCGCUGAGAACCAAACCCUGAAGAUCAUCACAAUGACACAGUGGGCUGUGACUUUCUGCCCUAAUGCCUUGUUCAUUCUCAAGGUUGAUGAAGAGAUGUUUGUCAACCUACCAAGCUUGGUAGAUUAUCUUCUUAAUCUGAAAGAACACCUUGAAGAUAUCUAUGUAGGAAGAGUUAUCCAUCAGGAUAUGCCCAACAGAGACCCUACUAGCCAAGAAUUUGUCCCUCUUAGCGAGUACCCAGAAAAGUACUACCCAGAUUACUGCAGUGGUGAGGCCUUUAUUAUGUCCCAAGAUGUGGCUCGGAUGAUGUAUGUAGUUUUCAAAGAAGUACCCGUUAUGGUGCCUGCUGAUGUGUUUGUAGGAAUUUGUGCCAAGUCUAUGGGCCUUAUACCCAUCCACAGUUCAAGGUUUUCUGGGAGAAGACAUAUCAGAUACAACAGAUGUUGCUAUAAGUUCAUCUUUACAUCUUUAGAAACUACAGAUGCUGAAAUGCCCUUGGCAUGGAAGGAAAUUAAUGAUGGGAAAGAAUGUACACUGUUUGAGACUUACUCUGGACUCAUUUCCUGCAAGCUUCUGACAUACCUUGACAGCUUUAAACGUUUUCAUAUUGGUACCAUAAAAAACAAUGUCAUGUAUUUUGGUGAUUAG
This is a messenger RNA of Miniopterus natalensis, 1110 nucleotides long. RefSeq names its product beta-1,3-galactosyltransferase 9 (gene B3GALT9). Lineage: Eukaryota; Metazoa; Chordata; Mammalia; Chiroptera; Miniopteridae. The record is from RefSeq and is a predicted model, not a curated record. Gene Ontology annotation, molecular function: hexosyltransferase activity. Gene Ontology annotation, biological process: protein O-linked glycosylation. Gene Ontology annotation, cellular component: Golgi membrane.